This is a messenger RNA of Canariomyces notabilis, 357 nucleotides long. RefSeq lists its product as uncharacterized. The record is from RefSeq and is a predicted model, not a curated record. Lineage: Eukaryota; Fungi; Ascomycota; Sordariomycetes; Sordariales; Chaetomiaceae. The transcript has 2 exons. The coding region runs from base 107 to 301 and encodes 64 amino acids.
UACGGCGCUCAUCGUUGACGUUAUCUCAGUUCCCUAAGCUACAUACCUUGCCCCCACACCCUAUCCGCGUCCGUUGCAUCAUGUUCGUCCGGGGCCCGCCUACCGGAUGGUCGGGUCGAAGGGUGUAGCCGCGUUGGGCUUAUUUGCAAGGAUCAUUGAUUACAUUGCAGCUUGGAAUUGCUUACCUUGCAUGAUUCUCACUCACGGUUGUAUGUCGACAUUUCUGCUAUUAUGGUAUUAUAGGCAAGAGUUGCGGGCAAAUUCUCUCUUUGGCGAGGUAGCAUACUAUGUAGGAUGCUGAGCAGGAGAUAGAGCAGAAUGUGGACCGGGGGAUUGCCACGGAAAUAGAACAACUGG